AAGAAAGCCCACGAUCCUUUUGGCCUCCACGAUUUCGGAGUGGGCGGGGUUCGACAGCGCUCUUCGCGGGUAAAAUUUGCAGGCGCAGUCGCGUCCGUGGGAAAUCAAGGUCGACGUACGUGUGUAUGUGUACACGAUACAAGAGCAGAGCUCCGCAAACGCGCGUCUUAUUGUCAGGCAGCCUCAGUCCGCAGUUCCGCACGACAGUCUGUCGACGUGCGCUGGGAACGGUGGAAUGUUCCUGUUUGCACGGACUAUUUCUGGAUACAGUAUCUGAAAAUGCUGUCGACCAAGUUUGCUCAGUUGCGCGUAACAGCGCGAUGCUUCAGUCGUAGCAAUAUUAUACGAGACAUUAAUAAAGACAAUAUUCCUGCACAGAAAAGCAGUGAAACCACAACAGGAACUGAGGGUGUCUUAGGAUCACGCAUGUAUCGUGUAACCGACUUUGACAAGAAAAUACUAGUUUGGGUGAAACGCUAUCCAAGCGUUGCAGAUGUUCCUAAGGAUGUUACAACGGAGUGUAUACUUACUGCAAGAAGUAAAGCUCGAAUCAAGACCUGUAAUUAUAUGAUCGCUGCUACCAUACUCGGUUGCAUAAUCUUUAUAACACUUGGAAAGAGGGGUGCUGCAAAAGGAGAAACUUUGCACAAACAAAGAGACGAUUGGCUCAAGGAACAGUUGGAACAAGAUAGAAAACUAAAAAAUAUUAAAUAGAUGUGUAAAUAUUCAGAGAUAGAAAUAUUUUAGAAAAUUUUCCGAGAAGCCCAGCCGGAUAUUAUCGAUUGUCGUUAUUUGAAAAUAUUUCUACUCGAUAUUCUUCAUGAAACAAUAAACAUUUAGUUUCGAUCGCUUUAAUGAUUUGUACUUGUAACAUACAAGGCUAUUCUUUAAAGUGGCAAUAUUUCGUAAUAACAAGGCAACAAAGUACAUUGUUUGUAUAUACAGGUAUUUACUGUAAAAUUAUGUAUUUUAUUUACACUUAGAGCAUCGAUUUGUAUAUAUAUAUACUAUACGUAUAUAUACGUAAUGAAUGUCUGAUUCUCAUUAGAUUUAGCAAGCAUUUUAAUUAAUGCCUGUACAAUAUAAAAUAUCUAAAUGUA
This is a messenger RNA of Vollenhovia emeryi, 1100 nucleotides long. Its product is annotated as UPF0389 protein CG9231. The transcript has 4 exons. Lineage: Eukaryota; Metazoa; Arthropoda; Insecta; Hymenoptera; Formicidae. The record is from RefSeq and is a predicted model, not a curated record. Bases 280 to 714 code for a protein of 144 amino acids.